Molecule: messenger RNA, 796 nt
Organism: Musca domestica (house fly)
Lineage: Eukaryota; Metazoa; Arthropoda; Insecta; Diptera; Muscidae
Product: protein transport protein Sec61 subunit beta
Exons: 3
Coding region: 160-468 (102 amino acids)
Biological process (GO): intracellular protein transport
Cellular component (GO): Sec61 translocon complex
Source: RefSeq, a predicted model, not a curated record
GCAACUGCCAAAUUGAACUGACAACGACGAAUGAGUAUAACACGAAAGCGAAAAUUGACAUUUCAUACGUCUGCAGACAUUUGUGCAUUUGUAAAGUGACUUUAGUGGCGUUUUGCUCGUGUUUCCCUAAUUUAUUUUGCUUUAGAAUAAAGAAAAAUAAUGCCUGCUCCAGCUAGUUCUACCACAGUGGGUAGUGGCACCCGCUCUCCCAGCAAAUUGUCGUCUCCUGCACCACGUAGCGGCGGUGCUGGUGGAAGCAAUCUGAAACAACGUAAAACCACAAGCAGCAGCACAACUGCACCCAGAAGCCGUGCUGCUGGUGGUGCUGGCACCGGUGGUAUGUGGCGUUUCUAUACCGAUGAUUCUCCCGGUAUUAAAGUUGGCCCAGUUCCAGUUUUGGUAAUGUCUCUCCUGUUUAUCGCCUCCGUGUUCAUGCUACACAUCUGGGGCAAAUACAACCGUUCUUAAAUCGUAAAUGAUAAGUGGCAUUCAGCUUCCAAAACGACAUAAUAUUCAUUCAUAAUAUUGUCGACGUCAUCAUUUGGUAAUAUUGCCCCGCUGUUGCUUUCUACUUUCAUUUUGUGUCGUGUCGCUUAUGUUAGACGAAACGAGGAGCGUGUUGGUAAUUCUUAGUUAUUUCAUAAGUUAAUCAUCCAAUUUUAUUAUUAUAAUAAUUAUUCCUACCUUAAAAAGAAUUUUUUAUCUGUAUAUUUCAAUGCAGUUAUGAAAAAAUACGUCAUUCCACAAUUUUCCGUGGUGUUAAAAUAAAAAAACCCUUUUUAUAGAAAAAAUGAAA